AAACCACGAUGGAAACUGGAGAGAACACAACAAGCAACUACACAUGGAGAUUACUCUAGCAGCAUCUGGGAUCUCUUAUCCUUGCCACCGACUUACAGUUGGAAGAAGAUCCUCACCAACACAAACCAGAGAACAGUCAGAAGAGCAAUGCACAGAUGUACACAUGGUUAGUGACAGUGACGGAGAUGACUUUGAAGAUGCUACAGAGUUUGGAGUAGAUGAUGGAGAGAUGUUUGGUAUGGCAUCAUCGGCACUGAGGAAAUCUCCAAUGAUGCCAGACAACACUGAAAAUGAAGGCGAUGCCUUAUUACAGUUCACUGCAGAAUUUUCUUCAAGAUACGGCGACUGCCAUCCAGUAUUUUUUAUCGGCUCAUUAGAGGCUGCUUUUCAAGAGGCCUUCUAUGGGAAAGCGAGAGAUAGAAAGCUUCUUGCUGUCUACCUCCACCACGAUGAAAGUGUGCUAACCAAUGUAUUCUGUUCUCAAAUGCUUUGUGCCGAGUCUAUUGUUUCCUAUCUUAGUCAGAAUUUCAUAACCUGGGCGUGGGACAUGACAAAAGAAGCAAAUAGAGCAAGGUUUCUAACAAUGUGUACAAGACACUUUGGUAGUGUUGUAGCUCAAACAAUUCGAACACAGAAGACUGAUCACUUUCCACUGUUCCUGAUUAUUAUGGGGAAACGAUCUUCGAAUGAGGUGCUGAAUGUAAUACAAGGUAACACAACAGUGGAUGAGCUAAUGAUGAGGCUGAUGGCUGCAAUGGAGAUCUUCAGUGCACAGCAGCAGGAAGACAUAAAGGAUGAGGAUGAACGUGAGGCCCGAGAGAAUGUGAAGAGAGAACAGGAUGAAGCUUAUCGAAUCUCACUAGAAGCUGAUAGAGCAAAGAGAGAAGCACAAGAAAGAGAAAUAGCAGAGCAGUUUCGUUUAGAACAAAUUAGGAAAGAACAAGAGGAAGAACGCGAGGCUAUUCGGCUAUCCUUAGAACAGUCUUUGCCUCCAGAGCCAAAAGAGGAGAACACUGAAUCAGUCAGUAAGCUGCGCAUCCGGACACCCAGUGGAGAGUUCUUUGAGCGACGUUUCCUAGCCAACAGCAAACUGCAGGUCGUCUUUGAUUUUGUAGCUUCCAAGGGAUAUCCAUGGGAAGAAUUCAAGCUCCUAGGGACUUUCCCCAGAAGAGAUGUGACCCAGCUGGAUCCAAAUAAAUCAUUACUGGAGUUAAAAUUGUACCCUCAAGAAACACUCUUCCUAGAGGCAAAAGAAUAGUUCGAGCCAGAUUGGAGGACUAAGUAAGCUUUUGAUAAAGAAUGAGGCAUGGUGAACACUUUAUCCAAAUCGCCGUGUACUAUCAUUUAACUCAGAAAUCAAUGUCACAACUCUGCCUCUGGAAGCCAGGAAGAUAGAAUAAACAGCGCUGUUUGAAAAGUUUCCUUACAUGACUAUAUGUUUCCAACCUCAUUUAAAUGAGCAGAGAAAAGCACUCUGCUGUAAACACUGAACACUAUGACUCUGUUGCUCAUCUUAUCAUCUGGCUUUUGUUAUAAUUAAUGCACUGUUAGAAUGUGAGUGAUUGUCAAGUAGAAUUUUUACUCCUCAAUUACUCCCUUUUUCACCAAGAAUUCUUGGACAUUUCUGCCUGUACUUUUGACACUAGAAUACUGUAUAUUUGAUAUCUUGCUGAACCAGUGCUCUCAUAUAUAUGCAUUUUCUUCCUGUGUUUUGAAUUUCUACUUCACCAUCUAAUUUUUUUUAAGGCAGAAAAUCAAUACAUGGGACAUUUUCAGCCUUGGAGAUUUAACAGUAUUGUAGUAGUAGAAAGCAGAGACUUUUUCCCCUGGUACUUUCUGACUUCUUUCGUAAGAUGUAAGGUUUUGUUUGAAGAAUAUAGUUUGACAUAUAUGCAAGAUAUUUAUUUGCUGAUUUUUUUUUUGCCUGGGAUCUCAGUUCAGAUUUAGCUUAGGGAGUAUGUUCCAUUAAAACUGCAGUGUGCAGAACUGCUGAAGAUGUGAAUAUCUAAAUAAUGUUCAAAAAUGGGCCAGUACCAAAUCACUGGUAUGAGCUAACAGUUCAGGAAUAAGCUGAUAUUGACUACCAGCUUUUAUAAAUCUUUCAGAUAGUAGACCCAAAAAUUCUUUGUUCAUCAUUGAGGAAGAAAUUGCAGUCUCCCCAUCCCCUUGUUUCUUUCUUUCGUUCUGACACUUGUUUGUAUUAUUUUUCCUGCUGUUUUUAAGCACCUUGUUUAUUUCACCAAAUAAUAAAAAUGUAAAACUGAAGUCCAUUAAGGAAUAUUCCUCAUUGUACACUUUGGUUAUUGAUCCAUUAUGAGAAAUGUGUACCUCCAGGGUUCUGAAAGCCUGAAAGGUACAAACGAGCCACACCUACUGCCUAAAAUUGCAUCAAUAUAAUUUUUCAAGGUUUUUUUUUUUCAAUUACACAAUGUUAGGAGUGCAGCAUAUUUGGAGUGCAGCA
Gekko japonicus is the source of this 2461-nucleotide messenger RNA. RefSeq names its product FAS-associated factor 1. The transcript has 12 exons. Gene Ontology annotation, cellular component: endoplasmic reticulum; nucleus. Gene Ontology annotation, molecular function: NF-kappaB binding; ubiquitin binding. NCBI's taxonomy places the organism in Eukaryota, Metazoa, Chordata, Lepidosauria, Squamata, Gekkonidae. Bases 44 to 1258 code for a protein of 404 amino acids. The record is from RefSeq and is a predicted model, not a curated record.